Molecule: messenger RNA, 14096 nt
Organism: Galleria mellonella (greater wax moth)
Lineage: Eukaryota; Metazoa; Arthropoda; Insecta; Lepidoptera; Pyralidae
Gene: Slik
Product: serine/threonine-protein kinase 10
Exons: 27
Coding region: 424-5307 (1627 amino acids)
Biological process (GO): protein phosphorylation
Molecular function (GO): ATP binding; protein serine/threonine kinase activity
Source: RefSeq, a predicted model, not a curated record
UGUCCGCAGUUGCGAAUGUGUCGCCGAUCGUCUACGUCGUAUUUAUUUACGUCGCUUAUACAUUUGUCAUUAAGUUGCUUAAUUCAAUUAGUGAUUCAUGGAAUACGUUUCAUAUAACGGGCGAUAUCUUGUGUCUGUAUUCUCGUUUUCUCCAUUGGAUUGCAGUGUUUUUUGUGCAUUCACCACAAGUGUGUUUGAUUAGUCUAAAAAGCGUUUUUGGGUUAAAAACAAGGUGUAUGUGGUGGACAAAGUAAUCUAUUAUUAAAUGAAAAUUCUGUGUAUUCUAAAUUUGAAAUCAGUGUUUUUUUUAAGGAUAUAAUCCACAAAAGUGACAUUAAAGUGAUGCCAUCUAGUGCCGCAGAGUGACAAGAUGUGUAAAGACGGUUGAGGCGCUCGCGCGCCGACUGGCGCGCGUCACAUACCAUGUCGUUCUUGAGUAAUCUAAAAAAGGUGUUACACCUAGGCAGCGGCAAUGACGCGAAAAAGAAGAAAGUGUUCGCGAACAUACGCGACAACUGCGACCCCACGGAGAACUGGGACAUGGUGGGCGAGCUCGGGGACGGCGCCUUCGGCAAGGUGUACAAAGCCCAACACAAGACCACCGGGCAGCUUGCGGCCGCGAAGCUAUGCGUGCUCGACAACGAAGACGACCUGGCUGACUUCACGGUCGAGAUCGACAUAUUGACCGAGUGCCGGCACCCCAAUGUAGUGGAGCUCCACGAGGCGUACUUCAUCGACAACAAGUUAUGGAUGCUGCUGGAGUACUGCGACGGCGGCGCCUUAGACUCGGUGAUGGCCGAGCUCGAGAAGGGGCUGAACGAGGCACAAAUAGCGUACGUGUGCCGCGAGAUGUGCCGCGGCCUUCAGUUUCUCCACUCGCGGAAGGUGAUCCACAGGGACCUGAAGGCGGGCAACGUGCUCGCGACCAUGCCUGGUGGCGUUAAACUUGCGGACUUCGGCGUGUCGGCAAAGAACAAGAUGACGCUGCAGAAGCACGACACGUUCAUCGGCACACCAUACUGGAUGGCGCCCGAGGUGGUACUCUGCGAAACCUUCAGGGACAACCCUUACGAUUUCAAGGUGGACAUCUGGUCGUUGGGUAUAACGCUAAUAGAGUUCGCCCAGAUCGAGCCCCCCAACCACGAGAUGACCCCCAUGCGGGUGCUGCUCAAGAUACAGAAGAGCGAUCCCCCCACCCUCGAGCAGCCGUCCAAGUGGAGCAAAUCGUUCAAUGACUUCAUUGCCAAGGCGCUUGUUAAGGACCCAGAGAAGAGGCCGACGGCCACGGAACUCCUCAAACACGAGUUCGUCACCGGCAACCUGGACUCCAAACCGCUCAGGGAUCUCCUACUGGAGUACCGGGCUGAGGUCGUGGAGGAGGAACUGUUGGACGAUGAUUCAGAGGAACAUCGCAGCUCUCAAAUGCAUAUGGAGAUGGAAGAUGACUCGACGUCUGUGAGGUCGGGCGACACGCCGGACGUCAAGAUGUCGGAGGCGGAGCCGCCGUCGACAGUGCAGCCCCGCGCGCCGCCCUCGCCGGCCGCCGCCGCGCCCGCCGCCCCCGCCGCCCCCGCGACCCCCGCGACCCCCGCACCGGCUGCGGCCAAGCGGCCGCGCGACGACGAACACCCGCCCGCUGACAGGAAAGCGCCUGCCCCGAAAAAAGAAAAGGGUCCCGCGCCGCCGCCGCCGCCCGCCGCCUCGCCGCCCGCCUCCCCCGCGCACCGCGCACCCGCCCCCGCGCCACCGACACCCGCCGCCACCACCACCAGCACCACCACCACCAGCACCACCAGCCACACCACCAGCAGCGGGCCCGCGCCCGGCCGCAAGCAGCCCGCGCCGCCGCCGCCCUCGGCACCAGCCACGCCCACCGCCGCAGCGGCCGGCAAGCAGAUCGUUGAUCAGGUAUGCCGCGAGGCAGAAAAGGCGGUAGAAGAGAAGAAAACAGAAAAGUCACCAGAUAAACAGAGCGAAAUAGUGCAUAAACCAAAGCCAACGCCGGAGCCUAAAGAGGAGCCGAGACCAGAAGUGAACAGGACAGAGAAGACAUUCAACUCCCGUUCUAGUUCUGUGGAAGAAGUAUCGAGAGUGAACACAGAGGCGAACAGAAGGUCGAAUAUGGACAAAUCUAGUUCGAGUUCUAUAGAAGAAGUAUCCAGAGUGAACGCAGAGGUGAAUAGGUUACAGAGAAAGUCAGAUACAGAGAAAUCUACGUCAAGUUCUAUAGAGGAAGAUAGAACGGAAGGUGUCAGAGUGAACGCAGCAGUGAACAGAAUAGAAAGGUAUUCCAGAUCGAGUUCUGCAGACGAAAAGGAGAGAACAGAAGUGGAGAGAAGGGAGAAGAACGAGAAGAGAUAUAAAGAUGAGAAGGAGAACAGGAGAUCGCAGCAGAAUGCAGUGGAGAUCAGGCCUGUUACGCCCCCCCAGCAGCCCAAAGAGGGUGAAGCGCGACCGCAAGUGGUGACGGUCGCGUCGCCGGUAGUGGUGCCGGUGGUGGCGGUGGCCGUCAACGACAACGUGGUGGUGGUGGAGCCCAACUCGCUGGCCGCCACGCCCGCCGGUCUCGUCACCGUCACCACCACCCACCCGCCGGUGCUCAAUAACGCCGCUCCGUUGCCGCCCAACGCGGUGACGAUCUCGACGACGCCUCCGAUCGCGGACGAGGUGGUGAUAGUGGGCGCCGGCUCGUCCUCCGACGACGACUGCUUCGCGCCCUCCUCGCUCGACUCGCUCGACUGCACCAACUGCUACACGGCGGAGAAGAGCCGCGGCCGUCGGCUGGACAGCAGCGAGGUGCUGAUCCUGAGCCCCGGCGCCGGCGCGGACUCGGGAGUCUUCGACGACAGCGGGAACAACGCGCUCAACCUGGAUACAUCACACGUGUCAGUGGUGACCGUGGGCAACGAGGAGGUGCGAGUGCGGGACUCGGCCGCCACACACGUGGCACUGCACCCGCACACGCACGCGCACGCACACGGACAAGCGCACGCGCACUCACACCCGCACACGCCGCGGCUUAGUCCCGACAGCUUUGAGAGCCGCCGGUCGCAGUCGGACAGCGGUUCGGUGGCGUCGUCGUCGUCGCGCGCGGCCGCCGACGCGGACUCGCUGGCGGCCGAGCACGACGACCACCGACAUCACAACGGUGGCGGCAGAAUAAACGCAGAUCUUCAAGGUUUGGAGAACGGAGACCAGGUCGUUUUGAGGAGGAAGAACCAAGACGGACAGUCUGUUAACAGGAUACAGAGGUCUAAAGAAGACAUCCACAUGGCGAACCUCAAGAAGAAGACGCGGAAACGCACGAGAAAGUUCGAGAUCGACGGCGUCAUCGUCACCACUACCACCUCCAAGGUGAUAUGGGGCGACGAGGAGAGCGGCCGCACGUGGGACGACCACGCGCUCCGCAAGCAGGAGCUGCGCGAGAUCAAGAUGCUGCAGAAGCAGGAGCAGAAGCAGUUCCAGGACCUCAACGCCAAGGAGCAGCAGCUCCGAGAGCAGCAGGACAAGAGGUUCGAGGCCGAGCUAGCGUCGUUGAACCGGGCGCACGAGGCGGAAUUAGAUGCGCUGGCACGUAGUGGGCGAGCGGCCGCCGAGCGAGCCGAGCAAUCGCUAGAGGUGGAAUUACGUCAAGCAGCCAAACGGCUGCGGGCGGAUCACGAGCGGGACCUACGCCACUUCCGGGACACGCUGAAGCAGGAGCUGCGGCUGCUCAAGCAGGAGGUGGAGCUGGUGGCGAAGGAGCGGCGCAAGGAGGCGUACCGGCAGCGGCGCUCGCGGCUCGACGCCGAGCACGGCGAGCGCGAGCGCGCGUUCGUGGCCGCGCUCGCCGACGCGCACGACGCGCUGCUGCGGCGCACGCACCACGCGCACCGCCACCGCCAGGCGCUCGCCGACCGCCAGUACCUGCAGCAGCGCCACCAGAUAAUGCGCACCCGCGAGGCGGCGCUGUGGGAGCUGGAGGAGAAGCAGAUCCACGAGCGACACCAGCUCGCCAAGCGGCAGCUCAAGGACGAGUUCCUGUUACGCCGCCACCAGAUGCUAGUGCGGCACGACAAGGAGCUGGAGCAGAUCAGGAGAAAAAACACCCGCAAAGAGGAGGAGCUGGCCAAGUGUCAAGCGCUAGAGAAGCGCUCGCUGCCGAAACGCAUCCGCGCCGAGCAGAAGGCGCGCGAGAUGAUGUUCCGCGAGUCGCUGCGCAUCGGCGCCGGCCCGGGCCAGCACGACGACGACCGCGACAAGCUCAAGCGGUUUCAAGAGAACGAGAAGAAGAGAUACAGAGCGGAGCAGCAGAGACUGGCCACCAAGCACGCGAAGGCUCGGGAGGAGCUCAAGGCUGCUGGAGAGGCGCUGGUCCGCGAGCUGGAACAGUACCAGAACGAGAAACGCAAAGCGCUCAUGAACCACGAGACGAACAAGAUCAAGGCGGUCGAGGAGAAGUACUCGCUCGAGCUCAAGGAGUGGAGGGCCACGCUCGGCCACAGGAAGGCGACUCUGAUAAAGUACUUCGAGGAGGAGCUCGAUAACCACGAGAAAAAGUUCCUCAUGCCCAUCCCGGACAAGGAGGCGUACCUAAAAGUUCCCUGGCCCCAGAACGUGCUGCAGCACUUCCUCAGCGCCCACAACCACAGGACCUCUCUCAUAGGAUCGCUGUCUAGGUCGAAAACGAGCCUGAACUUCCUCUCCACAGCGAACACACCCAACAUGGGCAGGAGAGGCAGCGUCAGUCCAAACCAAACGAAAGUCCUAAAGCCCAAGUUGAGCAAAGCCCAAAAGUUUGGAUCGACUUCAAACCUCAAGUUGGUUUCCGAGAAGAUUUCAGGUUUCUCGGUCUUCAGCGGGUCGGAUUUAAAGAGGGCGCCCAUCAUGGCGUUUGGCGACGACGUGCCCAAAGAGAUGGAGAUGCAGGAAACGAUGACUUUGGACAGGCCAGUGCUGAGGAAAGACAAAAAGUACAACCGGCAGAGUAUGUCGGAACAGCUCUUCAAGCAGUUAAAUACGGAAACAUCUAUGAAGCGGAGCAUGUCACAGCAAAGUCUGAAGCAAGAUAUAGCCAUGGAAGCGAUGAUGAUCGAUAUGCCGUCCCUGGAGGGGGAGAGGUACGAUACGGUGAAGAGUUCGAGUACGUUAGGCAGUGAUGACAGUGAGGAGGGGAUAAGUACGCGACACUUCAGCAGGUGGGGACCAGUCCGGGGUUCGAAUAGCUACUCGAACACAGAAGUGCCCGUCAGUCAGUUGUCAACGCUGAAUCUGAAGGCGUCUAUUGUCAGUGAUAAGUCCAAAGACCAGGGUGACUCGGCUGUUUGAGGCUCAUCAGAAACUGCAUUCGCUUUUAUAAUUUAUACUAGGUCAUUUUGUCGUUACCAUGUAAUAGGAGAGCAUAAUGUAUGUAUGUUUUUAUCUUCUGUCUCACCUGUGUUUCUGCCGUGAAGCAGCUGUUUAGGUUUAAAAAGUCGGAUGUUGUAAUGGCCUUACACAGAGCCAUAAAAUCAAUACCGCUGCAAUAUCUAUAUAUUAGGUUUUUUUAGAUAUUAGUGGCGAAAAAGAGAUUCAGAGAGAUAUUACCUAUACCAGUCGGAUAUCCGGUCCGGAUAUAUUCCUUUUGAGUUCUCAUUUCGAUAUUAUAACCUUAUAUUGAUUACCGAUAUUUCAUAUAUUUGUUAUUGAGCCUAUUGAGUCAAUAUAUAGAUAUUGUAACUAAAGUUUUAGAUAUAGCUAUAUACCCGUGAUGGAUACGAUGCGGCGUUGUCAAAUGCUAUUUAGUUUUUCCUCCAUUCUGAAUAUCAUAAAAAAGAGGUUUUGGACGUUUCUAGUAUCGUAGCGGAAUAAUAAAUGUGUUUUCAUAUACAAUAUACAUUUACAAUAUCCCGAUAACCAUAUAUUGGGUUUCUUUGGAUAUUGAUGGUGAAACAAAAGGUCAUUUCAAUAUCGUUCACAUCAAUCGAAUAUCUUUAUUAAUUUUGUUCAGGCUCGUUAUUUCGAUAUUAUAUAUCGGAUAAUCGAUUUGUAAUAUAUCCGUUAUUUGACCAAUAUAUAGAUAUUGCUAUAUAUAUAUUAGCUCUCCUAUGAUAUAGUGACGGUAAAAUCGUAUGAUUGUCACGUAGAAAGAGAAUUAGUCAUUAGAUUAUUUUAUUGACGCUUAAAUACAUUAGAUUGUAUUAUAAUUGUUAGAAACAGAAGAUAAAAAGAAAGCGUUCAAAUUGCUUAUCCCUUGUCUAUAUCUACUUACUCAAUGUAUAUUCUACUUCCUUCUUAAAAGGCAAUAAAUAUUAUAAUUAAGUACUUUAAACUCCAAUGAACAUAACAAUCAAAGAUCAUGUAAGUCGAGAUGGAGUGUCGAAAACAAACGUCCUAAAAACGCGUCGUUUUUUGUUUUUAAGUAUUUAAAUAUUCGGACUCUUGUCAAGUUAUACAAGUCUGGAAAACUUGAAACAGAGGGGUAAAUAAAUCAAUAAAAAAUCCUUCAAUUAAACUAGCCCCUUGGGUACCUCUGUCCUAUUCGUGUUUCUACCGUGAAGCAGUUGUGUUUGCAUGGCUGUGUUUCGGUUUGAAGGGUGGGAUAUGGCGUGAAUUUACAGGGUACAGUGGAAUAACACCUGAGUCCUCAGGAAUGGCAACGCAUGGGGGUAUCAUGGGCGCAACAGUGUACUCUGUUAUGUCCAUGGUACUGCUCAUGUCUAUAGGCGACGGUUAUCACUUUCCAUCAGGUGGGCCGUCAGCUUGUUUGCCAUUCUAAGUUGUAUAAAAAAAAAACUUCAAAAAAUUACUGUAAUAAUGAUUAAAACUUUUUUUUUUUUUAUUUUAUCUGAAUAUUUCCUUAUAUUCUUGUAACAUCCUCCACGCUUUCCUUCCUGGAAACAACGUGGUUAAUUUCUGAUGAAUUCAUCCCAAUGAAGCUGAUCUGCUUCAUCUUCACUUAUUAUCCCUCAUAUCCUCAAUGAUAUCUUGCCAGCGUAUACUGAUAGUCCAGUUAUUUCAUUUCUUAAAAAAAUCUUGUAACAUAUUUUAAUACAUAUCUAAGAAACUUGGUCUGAUUGGAGGAACCUAUGUUUGAUUUUUUUCUUACGGUUCGUUGUAAUUAUACUAAAAGUCACAAAUUUCAAGACUAAUACGAUUUUGAAAAAAGAGUCGGGCUGUUUUUUGAAGCGUUUGUUCGAGGAUACUCCAUCUAUUUGCAAUUGAUCAAUUAGUAUUAGAAAUGUUACUGGCAAAUAGGUUUACCGAAGGAAAUUUGCUCACAGCAAACGAUUUGUGUCACAAUUAUCAUGUAAAUGCUAAUAUUUUUGUAUGUAGGUUUGGAAAACCACUAGAUUUAUUUAUAUGUAACUAACUCUAUACCGCGGCUUCGCCCGUGAUUGUGUCUAGAUGUUGUAUAACCUAUACUCGUUUUCAAGAAAUCAAAAUGCAAAAAUAAUUUCUCAAAUGCAACUGGUAGGUCCAGAGGCUAGCGCGUACAAAUGGAGUCCUCCGAUUUUACUAUAUUAGCAUAUUGGUAUCAUCAUAUUAGCUGUUAAUUGUCCACUUUUGAACAUAGGGGUGGGGGGGGCAGACGCCAAUCUUGGCAGGUGGUUUAGCAACCGCAGUUAGGCUUUGGUGAUGUUUUAAGAGGGACGCUACUGCCCAUCCCUCGAACGUUAUGUUCUCUUAGUCUCUUAGUCCAAAGGGAAAAGAAUAGGCGGCCUAAUAUAUUUAUUUUGGUAUACUUUUAUACACAUAAAAAUAUGUUUACAUGGUGCAGAUUUAUGGCAUUUAUGCCUGAUGGCAAUCUCUACCAGUCAACGGUAUACAUAUAUCAACACAGUUACUGUAUUUCCAAGCGUACAUACAACAAUAUGGCCUUCCAAAAAAACGCCAAAGCUUUCGCUUCCAUUCGCAGUAUUAGAGUUACAAAUUAAGUUAGGAAUCAUCAAUAUAGGAAUACCCUUUGCUGUCAUGUUGUAGGAAUUUGUAUUAAAAAGUUUUAUUAGUGAAAUAUAAGUUGGCAUCACGAAUGGUAACGCAUGAGGGGCACCAUGGACGUCGCAGUGCAUUCUGUGAUAUCGUUACCGUUCUAUAUAUAAUAUCUAUAUAUUGGGCUACUCUAGACCAGUGUUUCCUAACCUUUUUCGUGCCACGCCCCACUUGAACAUUUCUAAAAUGUUAAUGCCCCCAUACAUAAUUGUCCCCGACAAAGUUCACUUGACGACUCUAAUCGCCCAGUUGAUAUUUUGGUAACGUCAAACGAAAUUAUACCCAAUAGAUAUUUACAGCAUUUAUUUCUUUUUAAUUUACUUUAAUUGUUAAAUUUUGCACCGAUAUCUACUCGUAGCAUUGCAUUUAAAUGGCCCGGAGCAAGAGGAUUAAAAUCGCUUCGAGUCCAUUUUUUAGUCCAUUUCCUGUGGGGCGUGGACCCCACGUUGGGAAACACCGCUCUAGACACUGAUAGUGGAAAAAAGACAAUCAUCCAUUUCAGUCGAAUAUCUGUAUUAAUUUCGAUAUUAUAUAUAUUGGAUAACAGAUAUUUAAUAUAUUAUUUAUUGUGUAAAUAUAUUGUUAUAUGUUACCCAUCCCUAGUGUACAGGCGAUGGUUACCGCUGUCCAUCAGGUGGGACGUCAGCUUGUUUGCCAUUCUAAGUUGCAUAAGAGAAGAUACUAAAAUAUGUAUAAGUAUAUGUAUUUUAUAGUCUAAUAACACCGCGUCUAAGACAGCCGAGUAAACGUUUAUGUAGUUACAUAGCAAUAAUUAUUAUGUUGUUUAGGAGUCGACACUUCUGUUUUAUUGACGAAACUAGAAAAUGAAUCUAUGCAACCGUCUAGAAGUCUUAACAUAGUAAAAUAAAUUAAUAUCCGUUACGGAUGGCUAGUAUUGACACCGUUCUAAUAUGUAUAUAUUGGGUUCCUCGACUAGAUAUUGAUGGCGGGAAAAGGUCAUCACCCAUUUCGAUAUGGUAUGGUAUAUCUAAUAAUAGUCGGAUAUCUAUAUUAAUUUCGAUCAGGUGUUUCAAUUCGAUAUUAUAUAUAGGUGAUAUUGUGUCUACAAUAUAUAACUAUAUAUUACUCACCUCUAAUAUCGGUAGAAUUUUACAAGUGUUUGUAAUGUACCUCUGACUUAUUGACAGGUGUCACAUAAAAGAGCUAGAGCCGUUUUAUAGUGUGAAAUUUUUAAAUACAAUGAACAGGUUGCAUAGGUUUCAUCAGUACGUUUCUUUUUUGCUCGAAGUGACGCGCCCCUGAAUGUAAAAUUACAUAUUUUUAAACUAGAUGGCGUUGUUAUGUAUGGUCCUACUAGUGUGUUGCGAUAUGUCCUAUAAAGAUAUUUAUUUUUUAAUAAUAUUCUCAAUAAAUACUUAAUUUAUACUAUUUAUAGAUAUUAUACAAUAUUGUUCGCUUUGUGUAUAGAAAUAAGUCACAAUAUUUAAUGUCAUCUCUACGCUAUGCCAAUCGUCUUCGCCAAAAGAAAAAAAUCCAUAAAAGUCAUUGUGGUGACAGCGAAACAAAUAGGUUUUAGACUUUAUAGACUAGGUGAUAAAGGUCAUAUUUAUUUAUUGAAAUAUCUUAGAGUAAUACAUAUAUAGUACUGUACAUAACUGUUAUCACAAUCGACUAUUGUGAAGCAGUAAGCGAGCUCUUAUUAGAAAAUAUAGUUGGGUAAUAUCUAAUAUCUAUGUAUUUAGUUCUUCUAGCCAGUGAUGCCCACCCAUUGCGAUAUCGCCCAUUCCAGUCGUAUAUUCAUCACGAGCGGGUUCUUCUUUUCGAUAUUAUAUAUUGAAUAAACGAUAUGUAAUAUAUCUAUUAUUGGGCCAAUAUAUGUGUAGAUACAGUAACUACAAUAUAUAGAUAUUGCUAUAUAUUACUCACUGUAACUGAAAAGAACAUUGAUACCGAAGUGUGGCAACGCCGCAAUUUGCUGUCAAUUAUCAACAAUAAUUUGACAAUUUUCAAUGUUUUCGAUUGAAAAUUCUCUGUUUGAGAACUGAAACGUUAAUUACGCAAUAACAUUCUUACAAAGCUGUCACUGAAAAUUGCAUUUUGAUGGCAAUAUAAUAAUGUGUUUGAAAAACUCCGUAGGAGAAUAUGUAGUAGGUGCAAAGUUUUCAAUGGUAGGUUUAUAUGCAUACUUAUUCUAUUAUUGACGUUUUAGUUUGGUAGCAGAGCACUGUUUAAAUCAUCAUUUACAUUUCAACCGCCAUCUGUCCACUGCUGGACAUAUAAAUAGGCUUUCCCCAUAGACCGCCAUAAAGAACAAUCCGAACUUUUUAAAUAACCAAUCAAAAAUCUCGGAAAUUGUUCAAUUGAUUUUGAGAAUUGACAUUUAAUUGCGACGUUGCAGCACUUGGGUGUGAAUGAUCUAUAUCGAAAUCGAACGUAGGCCAUACUUAUGUUUAAAUUGCUAUUUAUCGCAUCGCGUGCCCCACAGAGGGCGCUGUUAUAUUGUUUUUAGAUUAUAAACAUUCGAUGUGCCUAAAACCUUAAAGCCUUAAAUGUAUAAUAGUGUUAAUAUUUGUAAAAUUGCAUAUUUUUUUUAAUAUUAUGAUAUAUUUUUUUUAAUUAUAUAAUUAAUUAAAAUAUUUAAACUUUAAUGCACAGUAAAAUUCUAUGUACAUAUGGCGGACUGAACACGCGACGGUGUUCUCUACCAGUCGAUCAUUGGGCGAACAGAGAAAUAAGUAGGCGGUGCGUUAUUGAAUAGAGGAAAUAUAAAGCAAUACUUGAUAUAUUCAUAUAUUGUAAGCAUAUUUUUUUUUCUGUUGUCCAAAAAGUACUUUUUGUUACUGUCUCUAUUAUAUGUCUAAAUAUAGAUAGAUGGAUAGAUAAUUUAUUUGCAUUACUUACAGCACACAAAUUACAACAUACAUAUACAAAAAAAAAGCGAAAACAUAAAUGACAAAAAAAAAAUACAUAAAGCUAAAUACAAUUUUCGUUUGUGCGUGUGCCAUAGCAAUACAAAAUGGCCACAACUUAGUUUAUUGCUAUAUAUAUAUAUAUAUAUAUAUAUAUAUAUAUAUAUAUAUAUAUAUAUAUAUAUAUAUAUAUAUAUUUUUUUUUUUUUUCUUUAAGUUUACUUCAGUAGUAUAUUUGUCUUGUUUAUGAAAAUUAAAAAGAAAGUAUUUUAAAUAGUUUAAUAAGAUUAUUUUUCCCUCAUAUCUGUUCUUCAAAUUUUCAAAGUACAUUUAAUGAGUAUACUUUAUUUGCAUUUAUUAAUAAUAUAUAAAAAUUUAAAUGAAAGUGGUAUUAACAUUUUAUAUUUAAAAUGAACAUUAAAAUGUUCAACAUUAAUCAUUUCAUUAGAAAUGUGUGCCAUUAUUAUUUUUUUUUUGUUUAUUUAAUUUUUUUUAAUUAUUACAAAUUUAUAAAAUAUCUUUAAAAAUAAAAAUAUUUUAAUUAAUUAUAUAAUUACUUUAAAACUAAAAAAAAAAAAAAAUAUGUUUAUUACGUUGUAUAUUAUUUUAAUAUUAAAUAUAUAAUAGUUAUAAACAAAUAAGAGGUAAUAACUUAUGUAACUUAACUUAUGUAACUUACAAUUAUGCUUAUCACACAUAACCCCACGUUAAAAACAAUAAUAUUAACAAUAUUGUUUUAUUACAGAUUAGAUUGUUAAACAAUUAAACCAUUGACUUGAACUAUUUGGUUAAAAACAAAACAAACCAUUUUAUUGCCCUUAUGGAGUAAGUAACGUCUGUACAAGUAUGUUUAUUUUUAAGUCAACAAUUUAGUUUUGUAUUAAUACAAAAAUAUAACAUGGCGUUAUGUUAUGUUAUUUAAUAGUGUAUAUUUAAAUUUAAAAUAAAAACCCUACUUUGAUUUUAGCUGAGUGAUGGGACCAUCUUUAGAGUUUUUUUUUUUUUAUUAAACUUAAUAAUUGUAAACUGGUCGUUGUAUCGUAGCACUCAUUAAGAGUUGGCUCUUUUUUUAGGAGUUGGGUUAAUAAUAAACUAAAUAUACUUUGAUAAAUUGUUACCGUAUACCAUAUUAGAGUUUAACUGUCCUCUGCUGAACAUAGGCCUCUCCUAUAAGAGGGAGUUUUGCCAUCAUUUGCCACGCUAGGCAGGCGGGUUGGCAACCGCAGUUUUUUUUUAUGGGUGAAAAUGGUAUGGUAACCCCGCCUGCGCUAACGGGAUACGCUGGCGGAGCACCAGUGAAGGGUGAUACAUGAGCAUGAAAACAGGCCAGUUAGCCCAUCACGAUGAAUUCAUUAGGAAUUAACCAUGAUAGUUUCCAGGGGGAACCGCGAGGAGGUCGACCUGGUUUGGUAUAUUACUAGCAAUAGGAUUACUAAGUUCCAUUACUAACAAUCCCUUUCCCCCCUGGCAAUCGCAGUUAGGCUUUAGUGAUGUUUUAAAAGGGAUACUGCUGUCCAUCCCUUGACCAUUAAAUUUAUAAAUGUUAACUUCUUUAUAAGGUCAAGUCAGUGUCCUCAGGAAUGGCAACGCAUGGGGGGUAUCAUGAGCGAAACAGUAUACUCUGUUAUGUCCACGGUACUGCUCAUGUCUAUAGGCGACGGUUACCACUUUCUAUCAGAUGGGCCGUCAGCUUGUUUGCCAUUCUAAGUUGUAUAAAAAGAAAUAUAUACAGUUAAAUAAUUUUCUUUUUCUUGUUUUUUAUUUUAUAUUUAAUUUUUGAGAUAAUUUUAUGUCGUUAUUUAUAAAAAUAGUGUUAGUAAAAUUAUCGAGAAGCUAUAAUUUUUUUAAAUAUAAAUAUGUCAUGGAGUCUCUGGACGGACUCCUCCGAAACGGUUCAACCGAUUUUUUUUUAAUUUUUUUAUGUAUAUUUGGUACCUAUGGGAAUAGGUCAUAUCACUAAGUGAUUAGGAAAAACAUAUGGCAGUACAACGUACAUAUCCCAAAGAGGGUUGACGUCAGGCAGGUGGCCGGUCGUAAAACUAAAAACCAAAUCUUUUUGUAAUAUGGUUAAAAUCAUAUUACGCCGACCCCAAAAUGAUUGGGAUAAGGGUAGGAAGAUGUUGAUAUGGCAGUACAACGUUUGCCAGGUCAGAUAGUGUAUAGCUAUGUUUUUUUUUUCAUAUAUAUGAAUUGUUGUUUGUUUAUGUGCGUGGUAGGCGGGGUGGUCGCGUGCCGGGUAGUCAACCAUUCUCCUUCGCGGUCCCAAACUGCCGUAUUCAUCUGCCUCUCUCUCUCCACAAGCCUCUCUCAAUCUUUCAAACGCAAUGUUUGUCAGCUAGUAAUUGUAUGAAGUAUGAAUUGCCGUAUGGUCCCGGCAUAGAAUAGGCCACCCCUUCCUUUCCCGUAUGUGUCGUAAGAGGCGACUAAGGGAGGGCGAGGGAUGGGCAGCAGCGUCCCUCUUAAAACAUCUCUAAGGCCUUAUUUAGUUGCCAACCCGCCUGCCAAGCGUGGCAACUACUGGUAACCUCCCCCCCCCUCCCCCUGGGUAAGGCUUAUGUUCAGCAAUGGAAAAAGUGAAGCGUGUUUACUUUUAAAUAACAAACAUUGAAUUAUUUAGUUUAUAAAAAAAACCCAACCGUUAGAUAUGUGUUAUUCGAUAAGUUAACAUUUUAUUCCGAAACAAAAAGACAGAAUUAGUUGUAAUAAAUAUUAUGUAUCUAUUCGUAAAUAGUUUAUCUUUUUUUCAAUUUUGAAAAAUCGUGUUUAUUUUUCUUUUUUUUUUUUUUCUUUUCAUUAACUAUUCUAUUUUACUUGAUAUUUCUAUACGAGAAUAGUUUUUAAAACUUACAUUUCGAUUAAUAAUUGUAAUAUUUAAUUAGAGAAAAAAAAUAUUACUCGAUUUUUCUGAAACUUCAAAAAUUAUAUUUUAAUAUUAAAACGUCUACUCAUGACUAAGGUCCCGGAUGGUCCCGGAACUAGUCGGUAGUUUCUCGACUAAAAUACGUGUAAGUUAAUCGGGUUGCUAUUAUAUAAAAAAAAAAAAAUAACGUAUACUUAUACAACUAUUAACAGUUAUUUGUUUAUUGCAACAUUAUUUUAAGUACUCGCUAAUUUAUGCCUUGUUUAGCAACAAAAAGACAAAAUUAGUUUAAAUACAAAAUUGUUUGUAUAUAAUUUAUUGUUUUUGACAUUCCAAUCGUACCUAAGGCGUAUAACUUAACCGCAGGAACAUGUACCUACAUAUAUUAUAUGUAAAUAAACUGUUACAUUUAUAAA